AACACAAAGCAUUGUAUGGUAAAAUAUUUCUUCAAUUAUAUACUUAGCGUUGUCUACUAAUAAUAGUGCUAAAAGUAGGCACAAACAAACUUCGUUCCAAUAGACUACAGACAAAUACCUUACGAACACUACUCGCAGUUCUACACUAUUAUAAUAUCUUGUGUUCUUGAAUUUAAAAAAAAGUUGUGCUUGGUAACAACUUCGCACCUGAGUUAAUAACACUUGUGAUGUAUUUAUCACUUUGCAAUUAAAGUCAGAUUAUAAUUAUAAGAAAUCGUUAAAUUCAUUAACUAAAGAUCAUCACACAAUGAAAUCUGAUGAAGAUCCACAAAAACUAGAAGUGAACGAUAUAAAUGGAGUUACAAAAGAUGAUAAAAUGGCAUUAAACAAAAGUAAUAAAGACGCAAAUAACAGUGAUGAUAAAACUAAAUCUGAGGAAGAAGCAGUAGAUUUAGAAUCAAUUUUAGGUGAAUUUAAAAUAUACGGGUGGUAUCAUAUAAAGUGUGUGACACUAAUCGGAUUCUUGGUUUUUACAAAUGGCUGGCACGGUACGAAUUAUGUUUUUGUUGCUGAGAACGUUGAUUACACUUGUAAAUAUCCAACCUGUAACUCCUUGGAACUGAACAAUUUGCUAUUAAAUACCACAUUGGAUUUAAAGUGUCGAAAAUAUGAAAUUCGAGACAGAAACGCCAGUUGUAUUGAAGAUAAUUUUGAUAUUUCUCACUCGGUGCACUGCGACGAGUGGGUUUACAAAAAUAAUGAUAGCUUCGUUGCUGAGCUGAACCUUGGUUGUGAGGACUGGAAGCGGACUCUGAUAGGCACAAUGCACAGUACUGGCUACAUGUUAGGGCUGUUUCUAGUCGGGCCUUCUUCAGACAAAUUUGGCAGGAAGUCCGUCGUAGUUUUCACAACACUAGCAUGUGCAGUCAUUGGAAUGAUAAAGAGUGCAACAUACUCAUAUUGGGUAUACGCCUUUGUGGAGAUGAUAGAACCAAUAUUGGGAGACUGUUAUUCUGCUACAUUUACCUUAGCUAUGGAGAUGGUCACUAAGGAAUACCGCCCGCUGAUGCUAUUCGCAAUAGGUAUAUUUGGGACACUAGGUGAUGUUUCGAUGGCAACUAUAGCGUGGCUCUCACCUAACUGGAGAAUGUUCUUGAUAUACACCUACAUACCGCAGUUCAUAUUCAUUCUCUACAUAUUUUGGAUGGAUGAGAGCCCCAGGUGGCUUCUGAGCAAAGGCAAGAAAACAGAAGCCGAAAAUAUUCUUCGACAAGCGGCGAAGAUGAACAGAAUUGUCAUUGAUGAGAACAAAUUGUCGAAACUGCGAUGCGAAGAAAACUCAGGAAACUCCAGUUUAUUGUGCUUACUGAAAAUAACGUUCAACUCCAAGAAAUUGUUUCUAAGACUGCUCUGUUGUAUUUGUAUGUGGUUCACAGGACUAUUCAAUUCCUACUCGCUAAGCAUAAACUCUGUGUCAUUACAAGGGAACAAAUACGUCAACUAUGCCAUGACAAAUGCAACUGGUAUACCUGGCAGCUUUCUGGUUUACUUUUUACUUAGUAAAUGCCAUCGAAAAAAACCUUUGAUGUUUUCUUUUCUGCUAACUACAGUAUUUUGUAUUGCACAUUCGUUUCUUCCAUCAGGUUACACUUCGUUGUCCAUAUUUCUAUACGUUGGAGGAAAGUUUUCGGCGUUUAUAAGUAUACGUAUCAUAUACAUUUAUACAUCGGAACUAUUCCCUACGUAUACUCGGAAUACAAUGCACGCGUUAUGUUCCGCUUUGGGACGUACGGGCGCUAUUUUGGCUCCGCAGACACCGCUACUGAUGUAUUAUUGGCCAGGUCUACCGUCGCUGGUAAUUGGAAUCUUGUCGCUACUCACAGCAGCUGUGAUCACACUAUUGCCAGACACUUCAAAUGACGUAUUACCUGACAACAUACAACAAGCAGAGACGAUCGGGGAGAAGGAAAGUGAUUUGUGUUCGAAAUUAUAGAAGCACUUGUUAUUUUAUAUUACUAUUUUAAAAUUAUCACAUGUAUUUAUGUUAUCAUGUAUCAACAACAGCUUAAAAAUGAAAUAAAAUACAACCAUAAUUUUAGCAAUUAAAGUUAUUUUCGGAGUUUUGCAAAAAGUCACUGGCAAAAGGUCAAAAGAUCAUAAUGAAAAUCAAACACAACCUAUUCAAAAGCAGAAAGCCAUUCCUUUUAACGCAACUCACAAAAUUGUAUUCGGUAAGUGAAAUAAGUUGGUAAAGGAACUGUAAUACGGAGAAUAUUCUCAUCACGUUUGAUUCUCGGUUGAGACGGCGACUAUAUUGAAUCGGCUUUUGGUGUCAGCAUACUACGAUGCACACCAUUAUUGUAACUGGAGAAAUCUAACUUGUUUUUUUUAUGAUAAAAGUUGAGUCAAAAUCUAUUUUAAAGGAGAUUAUAUCUUAUUGCGAUCGUCUAAAAACGCAUCGUUACUAGAUUUUUAAAAAGUUGUAACGGACUUAAUAUUGACAUCUUGUAUUUCAAUCAUACAAGCCAUAUUCCAUUCAUAGCCAUGGAUACUUUGAAUGGAAUUAGUUAAAUCAAGUCAACCACACAGAAUUUAAUAUACUUUAUUGCACACCACAUUAAUACAGAAUUUGACAAAAAUAAAUAGCUCGGUCGCGGUCCUUUCAUAGACCAAUACCUGUCAAAGCUUACAACUCCUAAUCAAGAUUACCAUAACCACACCAAGAAUAUUCCGUACAAGAGGAAAUAAAGAAAAUGCAUCAUACGUGAUUCUAAUACGGAUUCUAAGCUGCAGUGAACCUCGCGUUGCCUCAGCCCGAGCGCUGUAGUCCCGUCACGAUCCGGUGAAGGCGGCCGAUUGAAACUAAGCAACAUUGGAGCGGUGAGUUACGAUUCUUCAUGUGUGAUUGGAUGUUCGAAGAAGAUAAUAUAAAUUUAAAAUUAUUUUUGGAGAUGAUAGGUAAGUUGCUCUACUUGCAUAGAUUUUUGAUGGAGAAUGAAACUAAGUAGAGCUACUUUCCCAAUCUCAGGAUCAUGCAAAUAAAAAUGUUGUACAAUUGAACUCUAGUGAUGUAAUAAGAUAGUAUAAAUAAUAUACGAAAUAGCCAAAUACAUACUAUGGCAAUUCUAAAAAUAACAUAGCCAGCUCAAAACGCUUGACUUAAAAGUGCAAUGUAAAACAAUGGCUACACUAAAGCAGAAAUAAUGUGUCUCGACGAGAGAAUCGAACCUAAAAGAUAUAAAUUGUAAUAGAAAUGGCACUUAAGCCACUUUAGGGGGAAAAAACUUUAGGAUUUUAGUGAAAAAUACAAAUAACAUUUAUUUUAAGGGCUGCGGGGUAUUUGGUAGAGUGUAGGUACAUAUCAUUAAUCUUUCAGUUAAAAUAGUCUACUAACAGAUCCGUUCUUCAAAAGGAUAAAAUCUACACAUGACUUAAAUGAUGCUACAAUGAGAAUACAGGAUGUAUCUGCUCCACAAUAACUAAGCCAUAAUUGCCGACAAAAACAAUAAACUUUAACAUAAGGCUCAAAAUUCUUUUACUUAAACCACCUGAAAUUUCAUUUAACACCACCUAUCAUCGUCCAAAAGAUUACACUAGAUUUAAAAACAGUCUCAUCCCAUUCAGUCCGUCUUAUCCCGAAGCCACUAGCGCCACUUUUCCACGCUAAUAAAUUCUUAUCUUAACGAGAUUAACUACUGCAACUUUACGGUUUCUUUAACCGAGUAUCAAAUAAUCUAGGAAAGGAGUUUUAUCUGUAAGGAUUUGAUCUCGUUUCAGUGCGGCUCAUUAGAGCUGCUGUCUACCACGCGCGUCGGAUGUCUACCAGGGCCAAAAGAAGGUUUGAGUUACUAAAAGUCUGACACAUCAUUCCGCUCAAAACAAUGCAGGAGAAGUAUUUUGAUUAUUUCCUGCUGAUGCAAAAGGCAAGAGACAAAAGUGAAUGGUAUACAAGGUAAGGCCUAAUCCCAGUAGUAGGAUAUUCAAGGACGACAAUUUAUUUACCUUUGCAUGUUUUUCUUUUUUAAAUAACAUUCAUCCGUUCAAAUUUAACGGAUCAAAGUUAUUCCUAUCUAUGUCUCACCUAAAAGCACAUUUUUCUUUCGUAUUUGUUCGGUCUUUAGGGUAUAGGUAACCAGCUAUAGGUAGCCGGUGCUUGUUCAGGACAUACUAAUGACUCAGAAAACAUCACCUCAACCCAAUAAAUCAGCAUUCAGAUAUCCAACCUGUAUUAAAUGUUAUAACGUUCGUAAAUAGCCCACAAUCGCGCCAUAACGGUUCAACGGAUUUAGAUUAUAUUUAGCACAUUUAGCAUACAACCCAUACCUGGAUCAAAUGACAAUUAUAUUUGUUGACGCAGACAUUUUCACUAUCACCCCAAAGUUGCGCAAUUUGUAUUUAUUUGUAGUGUUUUCUUUAACAGGAGUAAACUCUCGUUUAGCUAUUAAAAAAGUGUACGCUUCAUGAAAUACAAAGCAAACACAAAAUAUAUACUUACAACUUAAGUAUAAAAGUAAAAUUCUUAAUUAACUCCGGAGUAAAUAAACAGACAGUCGUGAUCCAUUAAAGCCAAGCUCUCAAACCUUUGAUCCCCACAUAAACCUUUAUGCGAAUAAAAUGAAGUGAAAAUGAACUGCAAUUAGCUAAAUUGCCGAAAGCCCUAACGUGCGAUCCCGAAAAAAUCCACCUCGG
This is a messenger RNA of Trichoplusia ni (cabbage looper), 4689 nucleotides long. RefSeq names its product solute carrier family 22 member 1-like. The coding region runs from base 308 to 1993 and encodes 561 amino acids. The record is from RefSeq and is a predicted model, not a curated record. Lineage: Eukaryota; Metazoa; Arthropoda; Insecta; Lepidoptera; Noctuidae. The transcript has 7 exons. Gene Ontology annotation, biological process: transmembrane transport. Gene Ontology annotation, molecular function: transmembrane transporter activity. Gene Ontology annotation, cellular component: membrane.